AGGGCUGUCAGUACUUGGUCAGUUGGGUCCUUCGACCGUGCUCUCCGGUGCUAUGGCCGCCCCACCGCAGCUACGGGCUCUUCUCCAGGCUGUCAACAAGCUGCUGCGCCAGCGCCGUUACCACGCUGCGCUGGCCGUGAUAAAGGGCUUCCGGAACGGGGCUGUCUACGGAGUCAAAAUCCGGGCACCUCAUGCACUGGUGAUGACCUUUCUCUUCAGGAGUGGCAGUCUCCGAGAGAAGCUGCAGGCCAUUCUGAAAGCCACAUACACCCACUCUCGGAACCUAGCCUGCUUUGUGUUCGCCUAUAAGAGUCUCCAUGCCCUGCAGUCCCACGUGCAAGGCGAGAGCCAUCAGAUACACUCUUUCCUGGCUGCCUUCAUCGGGGGGCUCCUGCUGUUUGGAGAGAACAACAACAUCAAUAGCCAGAUCAACAUGUACCUGACAUCACGUGUCCUCUUUGCCUUGUGCCGCCUGGGUGUGGAGAAGGGCUACAUCCCUGCGCUCAAGUGGGACCCGUUCCCCUUGCACACUGCAGUGAUUUGGGGGCUUGUGCUGUGGCUCUUUGAGUAUCACCGGCCCACUCUGCAGCCUUCACUGCAGUCCUCCAUGACCUACCUCUACGAGGACAGCAACGUGUGGCAUGACCUCUCAGACUUCCUCAUCUUCAACAAGAGCCGCCCCUCCAAGUAACACGGUCCAAGGUGCUUCAGGAACUCCUCCGCCCAGACAGCCUCCAGGCAGGGUCCCGCUGCUGCUCAGGGUACCCUCAUGGAGGAUCCUGCCUUCUCAAAGUCAUGGACCUCACACUCCAACUUGUAUUAUCCCAGGCUCCCAUUUGCAGAAGUAAAGGUACUGAGUUUUUACACCUACCAGGUACUCUUGACUACUGUAGCAAGUGGCUGGAUCCUGUUAAGGAGUCUGUGGCUUGAUUCCAGAUGCUCUUCCGACUUCUGUAAGGCCAGGACAAGUUCACCCCUCUCUCUCUGGUCAUUCAGUUCAGUGGAGGACCCUUAGAGGAGAGUGUCUUCUUGGUGAAUAUGAUAGCCUGCCUUUCUACUGUGUAUCAGAGGGCUCCUUGCUAGUGGGCAAUAGGUUAUAAAUACUUUGAAAGAAAAAAAAAACCCUAAAUUCAUUGUCUAAGUUCUUCUAUUGAGAAGUUCUGGAGCCCCACUGUCCAAUAGGAACACUACAUGAGCCAUAUGUACAAUUAAGGCUUUUCAGGAGCUCAGAGGCACAGCACGGGCCAAGCCCUGGAUCUUAUCACCAGCACUGAGAAGGCUGUGGCAGUAAGGUUGUGAGCUCGAGGCCAGGCUGGGAUACAUUAAAAAAAAGACUGUCUCAAAAAAAAAAAAAAAAAAAAAAA
Molecule: messenger RNA, 1364 nt
Organism: Grammomys surdaster
Lineage: Eukaryota; Metazoa; Chordata; Mammalia; Rodentia; Muridae
Gene: Pxmp4
Product: peroxisomal membrane protein 4
Exons: 4
Coding region: 53-691 (212 amino acids)
Cellular component (GO): peroxisomal membrane
Source: RefSeq, a predicted model, not a curated record